AUGGUGACUGGCCCUGGAAGAUCGUCCAGGCCUGUGGAGAGAGUCACGGACGAUGCUCUCUCAACCUGGGCUACGGGUAAAGUCGCCAUCAUCACCGGUGCAGCGUCUGGCAUCGGACUUGCGCUUUCACGAAUUCUUGCCAACGCAGGUGCUAGAGUUGUACUCGUAGACCGGGACGAGCAGCUGUUGUUGGAGGCUACACAGUCGCUCAACAACGAGCAAGCUUCCAGCUUCCAAUGCGACAUCACUUCCUGGGCGCAGCAGGCUUCGCUCUUGUCACACACCGUCGAGAGGUUUGGACCUCCGCACCUGGUGUGUCUGAACGCCGGCACCAACCCUGAGCUUGCGUACGUCAGCGGGCAGGCGGGAGCAAAGGCAAGCGUGCAGUCGAACUACCUUGCGAACGACACCGGAGCGUCUGGAUCUGGCGAGCUUGCACAGCCUUCCGACUUGGUGUUCGACGUCAACGUCAAGGGCGUAUUGUAUGGCAUCAAGCUUGCGCUACACCACGCCGCUGUGAGCUCCACGACUGGCCUUCACAUCAUCGUCACUGGCUCUGCAGCUUCUUACAUCGGGUUUCCGCUCCAGGACGUUUAUGUGACUUCCAAGCACGCCGCCCUAGGUCUCGUUCGAGCGACAUCACGGAGGCCAGAGGUGCUGGAGCGGCAGGUGGUACUCGCCAUGGUAGCUCCGUGGUAUACGCUGACACCAAUGGUGAGUGACGUGUCCGUCUCUGAGGAUGUUUCACAGUCGGCGAGCCAGCCGGAGGAUGUGGCAUGGGCAGUGGCCACUUUAGCCUCGACCUCAGGUGAAGGUGCGAAUGGGAAAUGCGUGUGGGUGAGAGGAAAGGAGUGUGUGGAAGUCGAAGAUUUAUAUCAAGCGUGGCUAGACUCGCUGUGA
Molecule: messenger RNA, 900 nt
Organism: Saxophila tyrrhenica
Lineage: Eukaryota; Fungi; Ascomycota; Dothideomycetes; Mycosphaerellales; Extremaceae
Exons: 2
Coding region: 1-900 (299 amino acids)
Molecular function (GO): oxidoreductase activity
Source: RefSeq, a predicted model, not a curated record